CCACUUGUGAGACUCCCCGCACCCCACCCCGUCAUCAAGCGCCAAUCCCCACCACCUCCUCGGCCCACCCAACACCAGCUCCAACCGCGCACGGCCAGGCCCCAAGCCGGUCCCCUCGCUCCCUCCCUGUACUUGCCGGUGCCCGCGCAGAUGGACGGCGGCGCGACGGCCGCGGCGCUCGGCGCGUGGGAGGCUGUGCAGGGCUUCUUCACGCCGGCCACGCUCUUCCUCACCGUCAACCUCGUCAUCGGCACCAUCCUGCUCACCUCCCGCUCCCACCAGCGCCGACGCCAGGGCGGCCACGACGGCGACCACCAACAAGAACCGCUCCACCACGUGGAGCCGCAGCAGCAGCAUCAGGAGGAUCUGUACUACCGCGACCAGCAGCACGAGCAGCAGCAGCAGCAGUACGUGCCCCCGCCGCCGGCGCCGGCGCCGCUGACGCGCACCUCGUCGGUGCUCGACCGCCUCCGCUCCAUCGGCCUCUACCGCUUCCGCUCCGGCGACUUCCCGCCCGAGUACGCCGCGGGCGCCGUGACCGACUCGCGGGAUGUGACGGCCUCUCCGGAACCGGAACCAGCGCCGACGGCCGGAGACGCCCACCACGCCAGGAGCCGGUCCGAGCCCCCGGCGCGGGUGGAGAGGAGGCGGGCGCCGCCGUCGAAGAUGAAGAGGUCCAGCUCCGAGGCGAGGAGGGCCGAGGUGGCCCCGGCGCCGACGGCUCGGGUGGUCCAGCCGGCCGUGCUGGAGGAGGAGGAGCACGACGACGACCUCGUAGAGCACGCCGCGAGGGCGGACACCGAGUUCACCGACAACUACAACAGCUUCACGACACCGCCGCCGGAGCAGGAGCCGGAGGAGGAGCAGUACUACCGCGAGGAGUACGUGCCUCCAUACAGGCCGGCGCCGCUGGCGCGCGCGCCGUCUGUGCUGGAGCGCCUGCGCUCCUUCAGCCUCUACCGCUUCAACUCCGGCAACCUGUCCCCCGAGCUCUCCCCCUCGCCGGACCAUGCCGUGGCCUCCGUCGCGGCGGCGGACGAGAAGAAGACGUCGACUCAGUACAGCAGGAGCCGGUCGGAGCCGGCGCGGGAGCAGGGCAAGAAGGGCAAGAAGCCGCAGCAGCAGGGGGAGAAGCAGGGGGCGGAGGGGAAGAUGAGCAAGUCGAGCUCGGAGGCGAGGAUGCUGCCCCCGCCGCCGCCACCACCGCCGGAGGUGGAGGAGGGCGGCGUGGACGCGCGGGCGGACGACUUCAUCAACAGCUUCCGGAAGCAGCUCCAGCUGCAGCGGCUCAACUCGCUGCUCAACUACAAGGAGGUGCUCAACCGCGGCGCCAAGUAGCAAGCCGCCGGAGAAGAAGAUCACGCCGAAGAGCAGUAGAUCAUCACCCUACCCUGCCAAGUGGUUCAUUAGCAGAUUAUUAACUACUACUACAUACAUUUUCCUGCAUGUGAUUAGACUAAUACUGUGGCGCUAAUUAAUCUGUUAAUUACUCGAGGAUUUUUGCUC
Triticum dicoccoides is the source of this 1506-nucleotide messenger RNA. Its product is annotated as pathogen-associated molecular patterns-induced protein A70-like. The transcript has a single exon. The coding region runs from base 151 to 1338 and encodes 395 amino acids. NCBI's taxonomy places the organism in Eukaryota, Viridiplantae, Streptophyta, Magnoliopsida, Poales, Poaceae. The record is from RefSeq and is a predicted model, not a curated record.